Messenger RNA from Passer domesticus (house sparrow), 22574 nucleotides. It is a transcript of the gene ZDHHC13, whose product is annotated as zinc finger DHHC-type palmitoyltransferase 13. Gene Ontology annotation, molecular function: protein binding; palmitoyltransferase activity. NCBI's taxonomy places the organism in Eukaryota, Metazoa, Chordata, Aves, Passeriformes, Passeridae. Gene Ontology annotation, cellular component: Golgi membrane. The record is from RefSeq and is a predicted model, not a curated record. Gene Ontology annotation, biological process: protein palmitoylation. The coding region runs from base 61 to 1977 and encodes 638 amino acids. The transcript is spliced from 18 exons.
CCUGGCCCCGCCCCGCAGCCGUGCCCAGGAAGCGGGAGCAGGAAGCUGCGGGCCGCGGGCAUGGCGGGGAGCGGCCUGGCGGUGAGCGGGGAGCCCGCGGGCAGCGCAUGGGCUGGAGCGGGGCUGAGAGCCGGCGCUGCCCGGGCCGGGUGUAAAAGCCAUUGCCAUGAGCCUCAUCGACUUCAUAUGCACAGCAGCCACAGCGUCCAUGAAGAUAAAGGUCUCCCAGGCCCAUAUCCCAUUGCUGAAGACCCCAGCACCUGUGGCAUUGUCAAGGCUACACAGUAUGGAAUGCUAGAGCGAUGCAAAGAACUGGUAGAAGCAGGAUAUGAUGUUCGACAACCAGACAAAGAAAAUGUGACUCUUCUUCACUGGGCAGCAAUAAACAACAGACAGGAGCUGGUAAAAUAUUACAUUUCCAAAGGUGCGGUAGUGGAUCAGCUUGGUGGAGAUUUGAAUUCUACACCCCUGCACUGGACGAUCAGACAAGGACACCUUCCGAUGGUCAUGUUAUUGUUGAAAUGUGGAGCGGAUCCCAGUCUUAUUGAUGGGGAAGGAUUCAGUAGCAUUCAUUUAGCAGUGCUAUUCCAACACAUGCCCAUCAUAGCCUACCUCAUAGCAAAAGGCCAGAACAUAGACACAACAGACUUCAAUGGGCAAACACCUUUAAUGUUAACAGCACAAAAAGCCAUUGGACCAGAACCCAUGAAAUUCCUCUUAAAGUUUAACCCCUCUCUCAAUGCUGUAGACAAUGUUCAAAAGAAUACUGCACUGCAUUGGGCAAUAGCCUCAGGAAACACUAGUGCAGUGGAUCUGUUGUUGGAAGCUGGUGCUAGCCUGGACAUAAAAAAUAUUAAGGGAGAGAGACCUCUUGACAUUGCUUAUGAAAGUCAGAAUCACUUCAUGGUUUACAUGAUACAAGAGGAAGAAAAAAUGAGAAACAGGAGAAAUAACAGGUUACUGAAAAUAGUAGAGAAAUACGAGCUGUUCCUGAUGAUAGCAUCUUCCUUGUCAUUCAUGUGGGCCAUUGGAUACAUCAUGGACUUAAGCUCUGAUUCUUGGCUUUUAAAAGGAGGUUUGCUUCUCAGCCUGCUAUUUGUGAUGUCUCUGUUUGUGAGGCUACUCAUGGGGCUCAAGAAUCUAAGAUAUCUUCCCACAGCAUUUCUGCUAAGUUCAGUUUUUUGGAUGUCCAUGACCUGGUUUUUCUGGUUCCUGCCUGAUACCACAAAUAUAAUUCUUAAAAUCGCAGUUACGUUCAGUAUGAUGGGUCUUCUCUAUUAUUUCUAUAAAACCUGGAGUACUGAUCCUGGAUAUAUAAAGACUUCAGAAGAAGAAAGAAAAGAGAACAUUAUAGCUCUUGCAGAAGCUGGUUGCUUGGACUUCAGAACAUUUUGCACAUCAUGUCUUGUAAGGAAGCCUUUGAGAUCUGUGCAUUGCCUUGCUUGCCAAGCAUGUGUAGCCAGAUAUGAUCAGCAUUCUUUGUGGACUGGACAGUGCAUAGGCAUUGGGAACCAUUAUUACUACCUGUUGUUCCUGUUUUUCCUGACAAUGACUGGUGUAUGGCUGCUUUAUGGAACUCUUCAGUAUUGGUCCAACCACUGUGCAGCAAAUUUCCAUCAAGAUGGAGCAUGGAUGUACUUCACCCAGACAGUGUCCUGCUCUCCCUGGAUUUCCUACGUCUCCUCAGUAGCUUGUUUCCACACCCUGUGGGCCUCUGUGUGGCUCACUGUUCAGCUUUAUCAGAUUGUGUUCCUGGGGUUGACCUCGCAUGAAAGAAUGAAUCUCCUGGUACAGAGAAAAUCUUCUAAGCAUCCUGUUUCACUCAGGAGGACUCCUUACAACCUUGGAUGCUUCCAGAAUCUUGCAGACUUUUUAGAGUGCAGUUGCUUUGGUAUGUUCAAACCCAACUUAAUUGACUGGACCAAGCAAUACAAACUUUUUCAUCUGGCAAAGGAGACAAAUGUUCAUUCUGUGUAAAAUUUUGCUUAAUUUCUAAGAUGGUUGAGUGGAAAGCUAAAUAAAACUAGAUAUUUUGUUAAUUUCUUCAAAUUAUUCUUAAGCUGCUUGUUUUUAUUUUUUAUUAUUGUUUCAAAUAUUGAACUUACCUACAUAAGAUACAGCAGAUUUGUAUAUGGAACAGUCACUGUGUGUCUGUGUAUGUAUAGUUUGAGCUGAAACUAUUUAAAAUGUUACGUGAGGAGAUGACACAAAUAUAUAUUUUUUAAAGGUAAGUUUUUGGGGCAGAAUUUCAAAAUUAUGUUGGUGCCAUUUGCUUUAUUUUCUGGUAACAAAAGACAAAUUUGAAAAUUAAGAUCAACAUUCAUGUUUAAAAAUGUAAUAUUACGAUGACAUUGUAAUUUUAUUGCUUAUGCUGUGAAAAUCUCUAUUAAGUCUUUGUAUUUGAAGAGUUUACGUCUAAUAAAAUAGAGCUUUCAUACUGGUAAGUGUAUUUUUGGAGGUGGAAAUAGAUUCAAGAGAUAUGUGACCAGUGAGGUAUUUAAGAAUGGGUGGGCACACAACCAUAAGAAGGAGCCUGACUCUUUGCCUUUUCUUUUUCACAUAUAUAUGCCCUGUUAGGGUAGGAAAAUGGGUAAGUUUAUGGUAGAAGAUAGCAAUGCACAUAAAAAGAGGGAAUUGUUCCCCACUGCAUCUGUAAUAGCUAAUGUCAGCCACAUUCCUUAGAAAAGGAGGGGCCAGCUAUACAGUGUGAUAUGAAUGUGAGUCAAAGUAGGUAACAAUGAAAUCAGCAGGGAAAGAGUUCAAGAUCAGGAAAUGAAAGCCAGAUACCAUCUAGAACAGACAUCAUAAGUACUGUAGUGAAAUGCAAUUCUUGUGAGGGGUUUCAUUCAUCUUGGUGAAAUCCAUUUAUCUGAAACAUUGUAGACUGUGUAAGCACAAGCAAAUACAAAUAAAAAUAAUGUCAAGCAGUAAGUACUUUAUUGUAGCUUGAAAGCAGAAAAAACUUAUAACACUGUAUCCUGAGAAAAUAUUGGGUUUUUUUAGAAAUAUCUCCCUCAGAGAAAGAGAAUUUCAAAUCCUUUUUAGUUGUCUCAAAGCAAAUAACAUCUACUUGUUCUAACACAAUUGCCAGCAUAAUCAUAACUCAGCUAGGAGACUGGUGGAAAUGCAGACAGGUUAACAUUGUGAAAAAAAGAAAAUACAAUCUAACUGGGAAUACCUGGACCCUUCACUCCAGAAGGUAUCCCUAUCAUAAUGGGGCACUCUGAGUCUAAAAUUCCAGUCUAAAAUGUGACAAGUACUAGUUUAAGAAGCAAUAAUGUUCCAUGAGGUUCCUUGUCUAUAUACUAAACACAAACAUAAGUCUAGUUUUAUAAUUGUACCUUUUUAAUCUACUCUAAGAAUUUCUUAAGAUACAACUCACAAUUUUUUUUCUGCAAGGAGGAAGAUCUUAAUCAAAUGCCCUAGGUACUUAGCAAUAUGUGUUGUUUAGUGUUUUACUUGACAGCUAUCACUUGGUGUCAUCAACAGCAGUUUGAGUCUGUUGCAUUCAUUUCUUCUCAUUCACACUCUUUCUUCUCCACUUGAGUGAGGCCACCAAACCCAAUUCCUUUGGGACCGAAGUUUUUUGCAUAGCAAACUACAAAAGAAGGAGUGGGAAGUAAAUGGUACUCUGAAGGCUCUCAGAGGUAAAUGUCUUUUGGUUUUCAUUUUUAAAUUACUAUCAAAUGUAAGUUGAUAAAAAGGAAGGAAAUCUGAAGUAGUGUGUUUCCCAUAAGUUUAUCUGAUUCUUAAUACUGAAACUGGUAUUAGAUAUUUGAAUUACACAGAAGUUGCAUCUGGUGAUCUCAAAGAAAUUUAGGAAAUUAUAUAUAUUUUUUAGAUCUACGUAAUACUUUCAUUAAAGCUACUUCUCUGUCUAAAAAUGCUCAGUAAAACUUGGUCUGAUGAGUAAUACAGAGUAAGACAGAGAUUUUUAAGAAGAACUGGAGCAUAAUCCAGAAACUAUUGAUGGGCAUUUAAGUAAUUCCAUUUGAACUCUGUAUUGGUUAAUGUGUGCAUUGUUGUUUAUCACAAUUCUGCUAAGUGGUAAUGGUGAGCAUAUUUCUCCAAAUAUGCCAAUUUGAUCCACUUGUGUUGACAGACUGUACCCAAAGUCACAGAACUCCAGUAUUCUUUUUUAGGGCUCUCUAUAAAGUUUAGCUUUGUAUAUAAAAGCUUCACUUUUUUUUUUUCCCGUUAAGCUAUUUCUAGGAGUCAAGUCUGUGAACUUUAUGAAUCUGAGAAGAACAUCUAGUUGUGUAAUUUACCAUUUUUGCAUUAUCUUCUGUGAUACCAAUGCAGUGGAAAUAUCUUCAAAACUAUUGUCAAGAAUUCUGAUUUGGAGGACCAAAGAUCUGUAUCUUUGUGGAUUUUUUAUUUUAGUGAAUGAGACUGCGCAGGUACAAGAGCCUGCCCAGCAGAUAUGGCCAGUGCUCUGUUAGCAGGUCUGGCAGAUUUGAGAAGUUGUCCCACCUGUAGAAAAAUUAUAGCUUUAAAAUUUAAAUGUUAAUAGUAGAAGCUGCAAAUGCAGUGUUACCACAGCUCUUUGCUUUCAGAAGGUUGUUAAAAAAAGACAAAAAUGAAAUUUCCUCGGGGUUUUAAGCGUUCAGCAAGGCAAAUCACAAUGGCAAUCUCAGGUCUAAAGAGAAUAACUUUAGAUUGACUCUGUAGCCCAGUUCAGCUCUCUGCAACUCUUACCUUUACAGUAGAGCUCUCCAUCCUUGUCUGUAACGUUCGUGGAUUCUAAACUCUUCCCACAAAUGGCGCAGCGGAAGCAGGUCUUGUGCCAAGGCUGAACAAGGGGAGACAAUUCAUUGUGUGGCACAGAAAGUGCACAGCCAGCAGGUACAAGAAACAAAGAAGUACUGCUUUGUGUGGUGUGGAAAGGUUAAAAUUAAUUUGUAGAUCUUGUGGCUUCCAUUUUUAGUCAGUCUGGGUUAGCCUUUUUUCAGUUACGUUGUCUAAUAUAUCUUCAAUUGCCACUACACAUAAAUGUUUAUAAAUAUGCCCACAGAUGGAGGAAGAGCCAGCUUGUACAGUAAUCUGUGCUUGGUCCUCAAACAUUAGUAAGAAGCAAAAAAUUUAAAUAUAUUUACAAAAAGUACAAGAUUUUAAACCUGUUGAAGCAAUUUGCAAAUUCAUCCUUGUGUUUUCUUUAUGAAUGAAAAUUUAAACUAUUGAGGACCUCUUAGCUAUAUUUCCUCACCAUUAUAAAAUGGUGGGGGUUUUUUCCUAGUGAUGAAGUCACUACUUACUUUUCCUCCUCCCAUGAUCUUUUCUGCAGCGUACACUGAUUUGCCACAACGGGGACAUUUAUCCACAUCUACCAUCUUCUUGGCAAACUUUGAAGCAUUAGUUGGUGUUGAGGGGCGAGCAGGCUUUGGUGACCCCCUAAAACAGAAGUUUUUAAAGCUGCUUAAAAAUAUCUUCUUUAAAAAAAAAGGAUUUAAUUAUUUUUUAGUAAGGCAUAAAAAAUACUAAAUUGCUCAUCUCUGACAUGCAAAAGGGGAUAAAAAAAGAAGAAAAUCAAAGUAUUCUAUUGAAUUCUGUGUUUUAUGAUUGAGAAGCUGGUACUGUAAGCUCUGAUAUUACCUGUUCUGGGCUAAAUACAUGGAACUGGCACCAGCCACAUGCACCAAAGAUUAUAUUUAAUAAUAAUUGAAAUAAAAACCAAUUUUGUCUCAUUGGGAGGCAACAGGGAAAAUACAAGGAAAAGAUGUCUCUAGUCUUUGUAACUGGUUAUCUGCUGGUACUCAUCAAACUGAAAAUAGAAAUUCAGGUUUUGCAUGCCAUAGUUUCGUUAGGCAGUGAAACAUUUGGACACGGAAUUGGGGUUCUUGCCUGGUCUAGGGUCAAAAGGACAUCAGAAAAGUGGCUUUGUUUUUUAGUUCUGGACUUCAUGCUUUAAAUCUUUGUGCAUAAAGCCUUUCACAGAAUGAUUUCUGAAUUAUCAGAUAGCUGGACUGAAACAGGUAAUUUUAUCCACAGGAUGCAAGUUUUGAGUGCAGAAUUCUGCCUGUAAUGGAUUUGUAUGGUACAAGGAGCUACAGUUAAAUACAUUGUUUAAGCUUUUAUUUCCUGCACAGCAUAUUGGUUAAUUGGUUUCUUUAAAGUAGACCCUCAGAAGGAAGAAGAAACAUCAUUGAUUUAGAAAUUUGCAACUUUGAGAACUGCAGGAAAAUCCUAUAAAAAUGAACUGUCAGAGCUAAUUAUGUGUUUUUGAAAGAUGGUAUCCCAUUAGAAUUUCUUUGUUCAAACCCAUUCUCAGUGUGUUUGUAAGUGUUACUAGAACCACAGGGAGGAUUUAGAAAUGUUAUUUCCCCCAUUGAGAGGAGCGCUAACAGUAUGGGGUAUUGUGAUUAUUUCUCUAAGAGUAAAACAUUAACUGUAUUUUAGCCUCUAACAGGAAAAAAAAAAAUCUUUUCCUAUGGUCAAUGUGACUUUACCACUGUGCUGCAAAUGGCAGAUUACAAUUGCAGUGAAUAUUUACAUGUGUGGUGGCAUAUAAAGGCUGCUUCUGCAGAAUAAUUACCUAUUGAAGGAGGGUAUAAUUUGUAAAGCAGGCUUGAAGAGACCGAGCGUCAUUAAAAACUGUGAAUUACAGUGUCCAUGGAAGGAAAGGGUGUAGGAAAGUCUGCUCUGCUCCUUAUGCUAGAUGUUGUUAUGGAAACAGAAUGAAAUACAUAAAACACCCUGGUAAGAGACAAGUAGGACCAGAAAAAGGAGUUGUCACUAGGGUUUGACUCACUGCUGCAGGUUCAAGCCCAGGUGGUCUCCGGUGUCAGUGCUGAGGCAUCCAGCCCCUUGUCCAAAGCCAACCCCUUUGGGGCCAUAUUUUCUCCCAUAACAGGUUUUGCAGUAGAUUUCGGAUUCGUGAGCUGCUACUGUGGUGCUGUCCAGAGCCUUCCUGCAAGCCACUGAAAACAGGGAGAGAAAAGCACAUAUCAGCAUUUGCCUUUACAAAUUUGAAUUAAUGUGGUUUAAAAUAACUACAAUUAGUAUUUCUUUCUGUUUAGCUUUAAAAAUGUGGGGAAAGGAGCCAGUCAGUAUAAACUUGUCAGUAUAAAACUUGACUGAACUGUUGCUGAAGUAAGGGGGAGGUACAUGUGUGUACACAUAACCUGUUCUUUUGCCCCUCUGAAGUUCUCUUGUAACCCCAGAGAAAUUUAGAUCUGUGAAGAAUAAAAUGGGCUUGAGAUUGAAAUUUGGCAUCCUGAACUCCCAGACCUUAAAAAAGGGGGGAAAGAAGGUUGCAGGGACAUUGAUCUGGACUUUUCAGGAUACUUGCUAUGAGUCUGUGGUGGCUUUCUCAGCUCAGCCCAGGCUGUUUUGACAUGGUUUAUUUCUGAGAGAGGGUUUAACAUCGACUCCUGUCUGGAGUCAGACAGGACAUGUUGGGGUUUUUUAAUAAUUAUUUGUUUGUUGGAGCUGUGGCACUAAGGCAAAGCAAGUGUCAGCUCUGUCAGACUUCCUCCAGGAGGACAGAAAUGUGGUUGUAGCCAUUCACAAACAGAGCUCUUACAAAUCAUCUUUGGUACAGAGAACUACACUUAGCUUAGCUCAGUAAGAAAGGUCUAGCAGGCUUUUGGACAGAAGGUGUCAUAAGAAUGCCCAGCUUUCAUCAGGGAAUACAAAUACAAAUUAUGUCCUCUACAGCACUACUAAUAAUGAAUGGGGAAAAAAUAUAGUAGCUACACUCCUCACUACUUAAUGAGGAGUGUAUGCCUGUGUUUGCUGCACCACUUGGGGAACUCGGUGUGAGACAGCGUCCACCCCACAGAGAGAGAGAGGAAGAUGUUUCAAUUCAGAGUCUCUCUUGAAAACCAGGAUUUUCCAGUAUGCUAAAAAAUUACUAUUUCAAUACUUCUUACAAACUGUUCACUGUUCAACAGUGGUUGAUUAGAAGUGGGGAAAAAAUACACAAAAACUUUCUCUCCAGGUUCCUUAGAACAAAUGCUUACCCUGCAGAGGGCAUUCCAGUCAUGGGCUAUUGAUAGCUUGGAAAACAAAGUUGCUGAGUUCACUUACGCAACAGAAAGCUGUGAAAUACAGAAGUAUUGAAAGUGGCCGGAAGUGCAAACUCUAGAGGAGCUACCUGGGUGUUUGAUUAGCCCCUUUCCCCCAUGUUUACUUUAAAUGUCCUCCUCUGAAUCCAAUUUAUCCACUGCAGGAAAUUUACAGCCUGGAACCUCUGCAGCUUUAAUUAUGCUGCAGAGGGUUGGAAGAGACUUAAAAGAUCAUGCAGUUCCAACCCCCAGACCAGGUUGCUGUUAAGGGGAAGUAUAAAUAGUUAUACAUCCCCAACUCUCUGGUUAUCUUUGUGGCUUUCCUACUCCCUAUAUUGCAUGGAGGGAGAAAUAAUUUGCAAAGACCUUUAUAUAGAAAUAAAAUGAGGCAGUUCUGUACUACACUCUUGCUUUGAGAUGAUAAUUGUAUUUGCUGAGGGAGUUAAGGGAUGAUGGAAACUCUAGCAGUAAAGUGUUUCUAUUUCUGGUACCUUAGGGAUAAGGUAUCAAUUCACCACGACAGAUGGAGCAAAAGCCCUUGAAGUGCUAUUGUUGAAAUAACUUUGAGACCUGUCAUCAGCCAACAGAUCCUGUUCUCCCACUGGCAUGAGGAGAUCCAGGUUGAUGGCAUGAGAUCCUGCCAAAUGUCCACCACAGCUGCUCUUUGGGUAAAAGCUGUCAGUGAAACGUCAGUCUGCAGGUAAACAGCAAUCACUCCUUCUGCACAGGAAGGAGUGAUUGCUGGAAACAAAUUUCUCUCUUGGAAUACUUGUAGGGGAAAACUAUGGAGCAGAGAGAGAGUGUUAUAAAUAAUUUAGCUUGUCUGAUUCUUCCUGUAUUAAGAGGUUGCUUUGAGUUGUUUACAAUUCUGCUGAAAUUGAACUCUUUGGUCAAAAAAUACAGAUGUGCUUUGGGUACCUGGUCAAAUAUAAUGUGAAAUAAAGGAUCUAUUUGAAAUAGUUUUAUAUAAAAAUAUACAAAAGUACAGCUAAAUUAACUGUUUCCAUGCCUGAGUUUAGGCUGGGGUAGAAUUGAUUUCCUUCUGUUGAGAAAUGAAAUCCUAUAAAUGGUUCAUAGAAAAGCCCAUGAAUAUGAUACAUGAUCCUGAGGCAUCCAGAGCUGCUGAAUAGUGUAUGUGAAUCAUAGGGGAAAGUAAAGCCAAUUAUCAUACCUUUCAUAUGCCAACUGGGCAACUUAGAUGCAUCUUUCGGUUUUGACCUUAAACAUAUUUCUGAUGGCAAUACUAUUUUUAGUAUCUAACCUAUUCAUAAUUAAUUCAGAUUUAAAACAAGGGGCAAAUAAAGGAACAUUAAAAACAAACAAACAAAACCCACAGUAAAUAUACCAACAACCAACCAAGAAAAGCCUCCCAACAAACCAAAUAUUUGAUAGAGCUAAUGAAUGUAAGUUGUUUAUCAUUAAUCACUAAAAUAAAAUAAUUCAGUUGUACUAAGAAUGAAGAAAUUUGAGAAAUAUUCAUAACUAUGUUCUAUUAGGGCAGAUCUUUAUUUUUAUUUACUAUUUAUUGUUAUAGGCAGAACAUGAAAGCAUUAGGAAAGUUUUAGUUGAGACUGAGAUCUUCCUUUUACCAUUCUGUAAGAGUUGGCUGAAGGUUGUCAGUUAACUGGAAAUUUUUUGAGGGAAUCCUUUCUUACUUGGCCUUUUAGGCAUCACUAAAGGGAUCAUUUGGACUUUUAGGCAUCACUUUCAAGGCACUUGGAGAAAGGCAAAGACAGCUCAGGUGAGUCCUUUGGUCUUGUUCUUCAAAGAGCUGCUCUGUAUCAGCUAAGCAUGUAAAAUUAGUCUGAGGCCUCCAAAUAAGAAGUCUCUAUCCCUCCAGAAAGGGAGAGAGAAAAUUGGAUUCAUUGGCUCCUAAACUGUCAUGCUGGGAGUCGUACUGCAAAGGUACCAAUCCCAAGUAUUGUCUGCAAGAUAAACUCUUCAGCUGUCUUUAGUUCUUAGCAAAUUGUUUGCUCUCUCCCUCUCCACAAAGGGCAAACAGAGCUGAAUUGGUACCUUCUCUCUGAAUGUUUUUUUUUUUUUUUUACAAAUUUCUGCCUCUUCUGCAGAGAAAGCAAAAUUCCUGGAAGACAAACAUCACAGAGGAGUGUGGAGGGAAAGAGUAAGUGAAAUGCGACUGUGUGAAGUAUGGGAAGGAGGCUGAAGUACAUGCAGAGUGUUGGUGGGAGGUUUUGAUGACACCAGGGUCUUUCAGCUUUUUGGUGUGAAACAAAUUAAUGUCAGGAUGCACUGUGAAAGUAAUAAUCUCCUAAAAUUAAAGAAGUAAUCAUCCUUCUGUCUGAUGAGUGCUGUUUAGUUCUGCUGGGCUUUUUAACCUGAAGCAAACCUGUGGUAUGACACACUGUGGGACAGAAGGAAGGGUGUCCUGGAGAUGGACUUAGAUACUGUGAUUCUGCAGCAUCUUCAUGUCCCUAACAAAAUCCAUCACAUGUUUGGACAAAGAAAAGCCAGGAGCCCAAGAGGCAGAUUGCUCCAGGUAAAAGGCAGUAAAACUGCCUGCCAAGUAAUACAAAAAUAAAUGUUCUGGUUUUAAUGGAAGAGUUAUACAGAACUAUGGGUGUGCUGUGAUAUUAAAUCAUUCAGCCCAACUUACUGCAGAGGAAGCAUGACUUGUGGAAACUCCUUCCAUUGCACUGGAUUUCCUCAGCAUGGUACACGGUCUUUUCACAGGCCCCACACUUGGCUCCUCCUCCCCAGUUUGGCAUCCUUAUCUGAAGGGUUAACCUAGGAAAACAAAUUAUGUAAAUAAAUGCAACAGCAAAUGUGAAUUCUUUUGAAUGGAACAGCUUGACUUAAAUUUUUUUUUUCUUCCCUCUCCCAUCAACUGCUACUGCAUACUUGCAAUAUACUUCGUGCCUAUGUGGUAGCAGAAGUGAGGGUACUACCUUGGUGCUUUGGGGACAGGGACAGUCUAAAUCCCUGUGAUUCUCUCUCAAAAAAGGAUAUUCCUUAGCUUGGUAUACUGUGAUGGUAAAUAUGUGAAAUGAUUGUGAGGUGUUUCAGUGAAAAGGUGCUAGGAUCACUCAACCCUCUUCUGGAAAAGAGGAUCUAGGGUUUGUUUUCCAUCAAAUAGUUGUUUUCUUUCAACACUGUCCUUUCCUGUACUCCAACAUAACCUUUUCUGAGUUCCUCAUGAAACAGCCACAAGAUCUCUGCUGGGCAGCCAUUGUAAAGUAAUAAUGGAGAGGUUCCUGAGGUGCUUAAGGUGUCGGGUUUUUUUCUUUGUCAAUUGCUUUUAAAAUCUAAACAUCAGAGAAAAAAAAAAGAGCCAUGGUUUCUGUUCCAGUUCUUGCUGUUCCAGUUAGCACUGGAGUGCCUUGCCCAAGGUCACACAGGAGGACAGUAGCCCAGCCAAGGUCUCCUGAUGUCAGGCUGAGUGCUUUUCCCUGUGAUUGUGCUGUCACACACCUGGAACAACCCCAGCCCCCAGUCUACCCUUCUGUUUUCUUGUUUGAGUCAUCAUUUCUGGAAAGACUGGGAUGUCAUCUUGUCAUCUGCAUACUGAAUUAUCGGGUUAUUCCAAGCUCCUGGCCAGGCCUUCCUCCUCCUUCUUGGAAAACUAGUCACCUUCUUAUUAUAGUUAUUUUGAAGCCUGCUUGUGCUGUUUGUGUUUGAUUAAAUUCACCAAAGGUACUUUUAACUAAGAGGAGGAUUUUGAAGGCUGAAUCAGGCCUGCUACCUGAGAAUUUUGUUCUGAGGUCAGGUGAUAGACAGAGGGGAAUUUGUCACAGCAGUGAUGUAACAGAGCUGGUAUUUUCAAUAAGUUGCAUUUUAGAGUAAUAUUUUGCUAUGUAUUUAAGUUAGACUAAUGUCCUGUGCUUAUCAUCAUCUCAGUGACUUCUCACUUUAAUCUUCUGAAUUUCAGAAUGAAAUGAACAAUGUCUACAUGCCAGCUCUGCACUCUGAGGGGAAUCCUUUCUGACAGCUAAGACCAAAAAUCCUGCAGUGGUAUGAAAGAAUUGUCUGUCCAGCAAAAGGAAGGGACACACACUGAGACAAUAGCACUGGAGACAUGGCAGUGGGGCAGGUUUUGCAGCCUGUGUUUGAUAACUGUUCAGAUACAGAGCAUAUCCAAACAUCUCUGCCUUACCACAGCAGUUAUUAGCACAUCCUUAACCCUGUGUAAUUAAAUAGUCACUGUUGUGACUGCUACCUUCACUAGACAGCAUACCUGUCAUCCUCAUGCAAGGUCCACCCUGUCUUCCUCUUUGUGAGGCUGAUUUCUGCUCAGCUGAGCACCCUCCCCAGCUCAGCCAUCCCAGCCUUAGCCUUCUGCUGUCACACACCAGCAGCAUCAUGAAUCUCUUCCAGACCCUCCCAGCUCUCUUGGGAGGCUGCUCAGGAGCAGAACUGCUCUGGCAGUUCCAAAACAGUAAUGGUGCAGAAAGGAAAUGAUAACUCACCUUACUUCUAACUCUGUUUAUCUGUAAUGAAAUAAGUGAGAAGCAAAAGAAAAAAAAAAAAAAGGCAAAACUGAUGUAGCUGAAAUAAGAAACAAAACUACCCAGGCACAAUGAACAGAUGAUGAAUUUGAUCUCUCUCACUCAGUGAAGCCUUCUCUGAGCAGCACUGUUAAAUUGGUUUUUCAAUUUCUUUUAAAUGUGAGAUAAAGGAACAGAAAAGAAUCUUUCAUGUAGGUAAAAUCUUAUUCUUACUCUGCUCUUCUAUAUUUUCUUCUGUUUUUAAAGUACUUUUGUAUUGGUGCCAUUUUUUCUUUCUCUUAUGAAAACAUAUUCAAGUGAUGCUUCAAACAUUUUAAAAGAAGAAAGAGCAACUGUGGAUAAAAAUCAGUUUUCUGACAUUUCCUUGGAAAUUAAAAUGAGAUUUUUGUGUCUAUAGUGUUCCCUUUCAAAUCAGGUUUCCAGUGGAAUCCCUUCCCAGCUGAGACAGCACUGACAGCUGGCUGGGAGAAGAGUGGUUUGUACAUCUGCUCUCUGUGAAGCUGCUUUCUCUUUCUUAGGUCUCCUCAAAGGCACACUAAGCCUCCAAAACUGUGGCAGCAAGGAUAGUUGUUGAAGGUAACUCCAAUUACAUCAUCAGCUUAAGGGGAAAAAAUAAUCUCUGAAAAAGUCUGAUAAAGUGGAAUAGUGAACCUUGUGCUGUCAAGGGCUGUGGUUAAAGCUCUUAGAAGGGUCAUUGUUCCUGAAGCUAAUUAUAGUAACAUGACUGGGCAUGCAUACACAUUUUCCACGGUUUUUUUUGGCAUCACCUGAUGAGAAGUUGUAGGAGAAAGAAGAAAGGCAUGGCAGAAAUAUUUCUGUAAGGAUACUGGUGUAAGAAUAGCAGUGCAUGCCAUGAUGUCUAUGCUGGCUGGAGGAACAGCUGGAUGAGGUAAUCGGGCACAUCUGUGCUCUUGCUGUCCAGGCUUUUCUCAUCUCUCUGGAGCUGACUGGCCAUCCCUAGGGAUGCUGCCUUUGCAGCAGGGUCACCAUGAGAAGGUAAUCUCCACAGGGGGUGUGGCUCUCAUAGUUUUGUACUCAUCUAAAUUAUACAGUGGAUAAAGCUCCAUCCUUUCCAUAGAAAUAGAACUUGGUCUCCCAUUUGUCAUCAGAAAAAAAGUAGAUCCAAAGUCUCCACUUCUCAUAAUUUCAUUGGGUGUCAGUGUCUAAAUCCCCAUCAAAUUCCCUGAGCUUUUUUGUCUUAAUCUGGUUAACUUUUCAUAUCUGCUCAUCACAUGAUACUUGUUAUAUUCUGGUGAUCCAGUGGGAAGUGGAGCAGAGUGAUCCUAAAGGUAAGAAAUGUGUGACACAGAAACUUCUGAGUGUUAGUUGCGAUGUGUGGGCACUCAGGGUGCUGUUAAACUGGAGGAGUGUUCUUGGGCUUGCUCAAAUGCUGUUCAGCUUUUGUCAUUCUUCAGAAUGUAGCUUCUAUAUGGAGCAGAAUUUAUACCUCAGAUGUGCAGCCUCAAGGAUUCAUGCCUCCCAUUAUUUAGAGCUUGUAUCACUACUUUGUAGGGUGGGCUUGAAGCAAGGAAGCCUUUGGAGUGUUGAUGUGCUCUCAUAGGCAUGAAAACAUUGUGAGCUGUAUUCUUUUGGGCUGUUAGUCAUACUGUCCAAAUCUGGGUGUCACAUCCUGCCACAGAGGGUCUCUCUCUAAUCAAAGUGCCAUUGAUAAGGAUAAAAUCAAAAAAUGUAUUUUGAUCCAUUGAUCUAAAUGGGUGGUGGAUGCAGUAUGGGCCUGGUGAAAUGUGGAGCAGUAAAAGGCAGUGCUAAUGCCUGACUGUGCUGCAGGUGAAAAAUUAAUGGAUUAAUUGGAAUUAAUUCUGGUGCUUCCUUGCUAAACACAAAGUUUCCCUUCUGUAUGCUCAUGCAUUUCACAGUCUAGAGCUCAGGUCUUAUCUGAAUGGACUGCAGAGUUAUGUAUUGUGUGACUGGCAGGGUUAUCUCUUUGCCACAUGUGCUGCAGGAUGGCUUUGAAGGGGAUAAACAGAAUGGGGAAUAUUGGUCUUUGUGACCACUGGCAGUAGAAGUGCUGAAUGGGGAGUGGGGGGCAGGGUGUGCCUUGCAUCUCUUUGCAUUUUAGUCCCAGCUAAGCUGCUUGGUCUAGAGUCAGUGGAUAAGAAAACUGAUUUCUUGAUUCCUUACCUAACAAUAACAAGCAAUAAUAAUAUAAAUAUAAAUAAUAUAAUAUAGUGAUAAUAUAAAUACUAUAUAAUAUAAAAUAUAAUAUACUAUAUAACAUCUAAAUAUAUAAUAAAAAUAAGUAAUAUAAAAUAUAUAUUAUAUAAUGUAAAUAAUAUAUAAUAAAAAUAUAAAACUCACACAUUGCUGUCUACAUUGAAAUGCAAAGUAUCAAGGCCAUAUUUGAAAUUCAUUUCACAGCUGAUGUCUGUGGGAAUGCCAGUGCAGCCAGAACUUCUCUCUGGUAUCUAAUCACAGCUCUGCUGUGACCUGUCCUGUGACCAUCAUGACUCAUUUGACCAUCCUUAGUGGUACUCACCCCACCAGCACUGUGGGGAUAACAAGAUAUGUCUUCCUUUAUACAAUAGCAGUAAAAUGCUGGUGUGAUUUUUCUCUGCAACUGACACUCACAGUGAGGUUUUCUUUUGAUGUGUCUGUAUUUGAGAUGCCACUGCAUCUUGAACAGCCUGGAGGUGUGUCUGUCAAAAUCCAGCCCCUUGUGCUUCUCCCUCAGCAGGAGAGAUUCACAACAGUGGGAAGGCUUGUGUUUGAAGACAGCUCAUUUGAUGGAGAUGUGAUCUUGUUAUGUGUUUAUAAUCAUAUUUCUGAUAUUCCAAUGAGUUCAGUGGGCUGUGGCUACAGGUGAAUUUUAUUAGUCAGUGUCAUACAUUGAGCUUCCACCAUGAUCUCAUAAUAACCAGCCUUUUCCCCUUACAUGUGCAGUAAAGAAACACAGGUAGGUCAAGGUAUGGGAACGUCAAAACUGGAAAGUAAAUCUUGAUUUUUCAUUGACACUGGUCACACUAAGUUACACAUGGCACUUUGAAACAAAAGAUUUUAACCGACUUUAUAUGAAGCACAUGUUCAUUGCUGAGAGCUGAUAGUGCCACAUUCCCUUGCUUUCAUCUCUGUUCUUCCACUUUUUGUAUUAUUUUCUAGCCUAGUGAUGCUACAUUUCCUUUGAAACUUCCUUGAUGCACACUUUUGCAGAAAUUUAAGAUUGCAUCUCCAAAAAAUACAGUAUCUGAUGCCAGAGUAAGGUACUUCAUUCACUUCAUUCUAACUUAGAAACCAACCACAUUCACAUGCUUGUACAUUCACACUCAUAGUUCAGUCUGAUCCAUGUGGCUGUGGAAAGCUGCUUCCUGCUGUACAAAUGACCCAUUCAAUUUUCCAGGCCUAAUCCUGGGCUAUCAGCUUUCACUAUUCCUUCCACACGAUCCUUCUCUGAAUCCUUAUCCGUACAGUAAGUUCUUUAAGUGCCAGGCAAAACUGCUACAGACUUUGAAAUAACACUGUGGUGACUAAGACACAGAAUUAUUUUAUCUACAUGCAUGGCUUUAUUCUCUGAAAUAAUUUUACCUUUAAGCAGAAAAUUUUUCAUAGUAAAAACACAUAUGUAUUUAUGUAUUUAUUUAUUUAUUUGAAUUUUUGGGGUUUUUUUCCUGAUGAUUUGACCAAUCAUGCUCUCUUAGAAUGCUUGAAUGAUGGAUUUGGGAAUAAUUAUUUCAUCCUGCAUUCUUAGCUAGCCAUUUCUUGUCAAGUCUGCACAGAAGUUUUCCUCUUUUUGAUAUGAAACCAAUUGGUCUCCGACAUUAAAUAUUUUGAAGAUUUUGGGGGUUUUAUUUUGGUUUCUUACUUCUAGUAUACCAUUAUAAAAGCACAAAAAUUUGUAUGCUGUGUACGUGCGCUUUCUAAUGACUGACUGCAGACAUAAUUCUGUAGCUUUGUAAUGAAAUUUUUAAAUAUUCUGAAACUUCUGUUAUCCAGUCAUGCCUAGUCCAAAUGAGUGUCUCUAAUGACGAUCUCCCCAGCCCUGCUCUUGCAGCACUGGUAGCUGCUUGCCUCGCUGAGACAGAAGAAUCUCUCUUUCUACUGGCUACUCCAAACCUAAAACACUGCUCUGUAGGACUCAUUUCUGUACUAUACCUAUGUGGUUUUCUUUGUCAGGCAACAAACUGCUUCUAUCAUCUGUUAGGAAUAAAAAAAUACCCAAACCCUUUUUGGCAGAACCCAUGGGACUCAACUCACCGGAGUCGCUUGAAUUUUCUCCUUCUUUUCUUGGGUCUCAAAGGGUUUGAAUGGGAGGGGUUCCUGCUCUCUUUAAAUGCAGUGACCACUUCUGCCAGCCCUAUAAGCUGGGAGGGGAGGGGAGGGGAUUGAGAGUUUAAGGGAUCUGAGCAAUGCCAUUGCUAUCACCAAGCUGAAAAUAACCUCUGACAAAAGCCUGGCAUUUUGUUCCCUUAUGUCUGCUUGUGAGUAAGUGGACAACAAUGCAGCCCCUCGGAUUACACCUAAAGGACACUCCUGACUGAAAAAUAAAGAUUAAAGUUUUAUAAUUACUCUACUGCAUUGCUUAAAUGUGAAUCAUAAAAUAACAAUUCUUGAAAUGAUGAUCUUGUUAUUAAUGGUCACAUUGCCAAAAGUAAUUUACCAAAAUAAUUGUUAAAAAUAAUAAUACAUCAAAACUUGUUUAUAACACCUCCAGGAAAACAACAGUUUUAAACUAAAUAGCAUUUCAUUCUGCAGUUCAUCGUUUGAGAGAUAGAAAUGGUUUGUCUUCUAGGAUACAGAGGAUUAUGCUUUUACCUCAAAUCUUUCAUUUUUUACUGUUUUUAGGCAUUAAGGUGGGUAGAUAACAUCUUUGAUAUUUAGCCUGUGUAAUUAUUGCAAUUACAUUUGCGAUGCCUGAAUGAGCCCCUUGGAAAUGGAUGAGGCUGCAGAUGUGUUAGAGAUGUGGGCAGUAAAGUAUGAACUUUUUUACAGGGCUUUAUUUUAAGGGCUUUAAAGGUUUAGAAGCUAAUCCUCAUUUUUCUGAGCAGAUGCCUGAAUUUAGCAACUUUGUUCAGGAUCAUGGACUAUGCUGUGUAUGAAAGGGCCCAUCCCAGGGGUUAGACACAAGAACUCUCAAGCUGAAAGUCUCAACUUGGGGACUUUCAUGGAAACAUAAGAAAAUUAGAUGCCAAAUCCACAUUAGACUUUAGGAUUUAGGGGUCUGUUAACUGAGGCUGCUAAGAAAACUCUUAGGAACUUAUCAAUCAGUUUGCUGUUAAGUCUGGCAGAUUUUAUAAUGCAGAGGCAGGUCCUUGGUGUGAAAUUGAAGGACUCUUUCCUGAGCAGCGGAGCUAGACUCCAUCUCUUCUGGGUUGUUGUCCCCAGAUAGUUAAUGGAACUAUUCUAUAUCAGAUAAAGCCAAAUGCAGAGUAGACAGUGCAGUAUGUGGUAUGAGGGUUCCUUGUAAGAGGGCAGCAAGGAGGGGUUGGGGCAGUCAUGAACUCCCUCUUGGAAUACAUGGGAAGCACUGAGAAGCUUCUUAAAUCUUUGUGUUUGCGCCCUUGGUGACUUACGUUAGGACCCCUGACAUUUGAGAUGGAUGAAUCUUCUGUAAUGUUCACUCAUAUUUUAUAGAUCAUGUACUUGGAUGGAUUUGCACCAUAACCAACUGCAGGGAACUCUGUGAAGACAGUUUUUGCUCCAAAAUGUCAACUGUGGUUAGCAGAAUCUGGGAUUGGAAGAAACGACUCAAGACAUGCAACUGGAAUUGCAUAUGCAUGAACUGGAGUGAGAAAGCAGUUUUCUAUAAAUCAGUGGAAGGGAUUAAAAAACCCUGCCCUGAGAGCUGGAACACAGCAACUCCAAAGCGAAGCCAGCCUCAGAGGGACUUCUCCAGAGCACAUCAGGCACUCAGGGCACGUUCCAGGGGAGGUGAGACAAGGCAGGAAGAGCAGUGAGCUGGGCUGCCAGAGACAAAUGCAGGUCUGCUGGGGCAGGAGACCCUUGGAGCAGAGAAAGCAGCAGCUUUCAGCCUGCAAAACCAGCACACAGGAAGGAAAGUGCUCGUGAAAAAUCAACUGCAGUGUGUCAGGAGCCAAGGGACACAGAAAGUCAGAAAACAUGUUCAGCUUUCCAAAAUAUUCUCAGCUUUCUCAGUACAAUGUGUGACAAGACCAUUUCACCAAGCCCAAUUGCUGUAGUUUCUUAGUCUGUCAGCUGUGGUGCUCAAAAAUAAAAGGGGUGUUCUGCUGAGCAAUGCAAGUUCCUAAAACCUUUGCCUUUAUAUUUCCAGAAUGAAGUUGAUAGCAGGUGUAAGGAAGAUCAGUUAUCUCGUUGGAAAAGAAAAAUCUACUCAGUGCUCUAGUGAGAAUUUUUCCCUCUUUCAGCUUUUAUUCUUCUUUCCCCCUCAGUUAGAAAUAUUUCAAUAGUGAAAUAUUCUGUCAGGUGCAUUUUGUAUUAGAACUUUGCACUAUUAAAGAACAGAUGAGUUUGUCUUACUGUGGUAGCUGCUUUAAUUAUAUAUUUAUUUUUUUUUGUGCAGUCCAAGCCUGAAUCUCGGGCUUUGCUACCAUUUAUUUCUUCUAUCCCAGUCUGGUCUACCAGGCACAUUUCAACUGGGAAGGCAGAUACACUGUAUUUUUAUUCAUUUUGUCAGCUAUUACUUGUUUUCUGAAUGUGAACUGUAUGAAGAGUCUUCAUCUUUCUUCCUUCAGUGUAUAUGAGACACUGUUGCCCUUAUUUAAAUUCAAGUGGUUUGAGUAAACCUGUUUGAAACUUCUGUGACAUUUGGCCACACGUUCCUGAAUGCUCCAGGGUAAUAUCUUACUUCCGUUUUUGUUCUGACUUGUUUUUAGGAGUUGUAAUAUGUACUGAUAAGAGUUCAGAAGUUACAUUGAUUUAUUUAAUUCACUUUUUCAUAAAACACCAUUUUUCCUCCCUUCCUUCAGACCACAGCAAGCCCUGCCUGACAAAAAAUGACUUAAGAGAUGCCAGUGAAUACGCAAUAUAUGCAUAUGCAAUGUGUAACUUAGGUAAUCUAAUAUGAUCAAACAGAAAAAGUCACUGUAGAGUUUUAUGUAAGUUUAAUCUGAAUAAAUCAAUUUAAAAAUACAGUAUAAAUAAUUCUUAACUUAUAUAAAAAUUGAUUAAGAAAAUUUGGGAGUUUUUGUGCUUCUUACUAACUUUACAAAACAGCAUUUAUUUAAACACAGAUGCAAAACAUUUUACCUGUGGCCUUUUUGCUAAGGCGUAAAAUAUUUACACACUCACAGUACUUUUUUUUUUUGGUGAAAAAUAUAUACUGACUGAUAGACUGUACCUUUCUGUACAAAGACAAUUUCAGCUUACUUUGCAUAGAAGAAAUCAACACACACAAAAAAACCCACUAGAUACAUAACUUUGCUGUUAAAAUACUUCAGGUAAGCCUUUUGGAAAAAUUCAUUAGGCAUUAACUUUCUCCUUAAGAGUCAGUUUUAUUUUCUAAAGCAACAAUUAAGGCUAUUCCAGCAUUGAGGUCUUGGCAAUACAUGUCCAAACCACUGUCCAUCAUACAAUGCCAGAUGUGUGCAGUGUGUUACCAGCAAUUUUGCCUGUUAACACAAUCAGCAAUUCCCUAUCCCAAAAUUAGUCUUCUGAAACUUCAAGUUUUCGUUGAGGAAUAUACAGAGUUCCUUGAGAGGUUCUCUGGGUACCAUCUGAGUUUGCAGAUAGUGCAGGUUCUGUGUUUGGCCCUCCUGGUGUGCGGAAAAAGUUCUCUGUAACUGCCUGAGGCUCCUGAGGUUCCUUUGGCUGAAGGAACUGAAGAGAAAAGAGAAAGUUACUUUCAUUUAUGGGGGAAUAAAAAGUAAAUUCUACUUCUAUGUUUCUGCAGGAUAUUCGCAAACUUUUUUUCCCCUGAAAUUUAAAAACUGAACUUUUUACUGAGAAGAAUAUACCUGCAUUCCUUUAUAUACAUAUAUAAAUACAUAAAAAUAUGUUUUUUCUAAUCCCCUUAUUUUUUAACACAAACAGAUAUUAGGCAAUACAGUAUUACAUAAAAUAUACAGAGAAAUAUUUUUUUCCUGUGGGGGGGGGGGAAGAUUUAAAAACAUGUACAGUCCUAUCCUAUUAAAAGAAUAGCUAUUAUUAAACACAAGAACUUGAGGGUAGAUUAGGGAAGUAACAAGAAGGAAAGAAAAUAACAAAGGAAUAGUUUUUUAAUAAGCACAAUCUCAGUUUGUGAUUAGUAAAGUAUCUCUCAGAUACGUAAAAUCCUCCCUCUAAAACAGUUGUUUCUUCACAUCAUGUCAUCUUCCAGCUGGCUCCACUUCGACCACAAAUAAGUCACUUAUCUUCCUUGCUAACCUCUCAUUUCUACUGUACUUAGGCUGGCCUUCACUGCUAGCUCUUUUUGGGCAGUGCUGAUUUCUAAAGAUCAAAAAGAAAUGUUUAUUUAUAAUUUUUACCUGCUGUAAGGGAAUUACUGCACUGCACUUCCUACUCAACCCACCAUGGUGGAGUAGCGAUAUGUUUUAACUCACCUUCCCUUCUUGCAUGUUUGUACUCCCUGAGCUAUGGCUGAUAUUUUCUGAUUGGGAAGAGACUGGCACGUGCUGUAGAAUAGGAUUUGCAGGAACUUGCACACCAGCAGGUAUUAGUCCUAUGUGUUGCAGCAUAAAGUUCAGAGCUGAAGAGCUUGGAUUUGGGGCAGAACUGGUACUGCUUGAAUUGAGGCAGGAGUUGCUCAGUACAGGUGCAGCAGCUAUGGAAUUUGGUGACAGCAUUAUGUUCAAGGGUGUUAUAUGAAAAGCAGGAAUAUUGACUGUCUUCAGUUCUGAGGCUGGCAUUGGAAUGACACCUAGAACAGAAACAUCAAGUGUUGAAAGGAAUUAGGGCAAGCUGGCCCUGGCCCCUUGAGCUGGACCCCCGUGCCUGUUUCCCUGGACACUCACCAGUGAUGGGAGAGCUGUAGGCUGUGUGCUGCAGAGAACAUACCCCAGCCUUUUCUUUAGUGGAGCACUCUGCCUUGUUGCCAUGGGUGCAGUGAGUCAGAGGAAUAAGAUAACCAGAUGGAAAAAAAGUCUGAGAAAGAAAGAGACAGCACAUCUUUAGCCCAAACAUGUAGUAAGCAAACCCCAAAACUUUUCUCCAAAAGUGCAACCCUCCCUUGCCUUGUUUUUAUUCUUUAUCCUCCAUGUCCCCAGGAUGCCAUAUCCUAUGCCUGUACUACUUUCUGUCUGAAAUGAGACACAAUAGACUCAAGGACAUGCUCUUUCAAAUUAAUACCACAGAGAAGUCAGCUGGCUCUAUUCCCAGCUGAUACUGUUGGUGGGGAACUGGAAAUCCACCUGGGAUUAACACAGUACAGUUUGACCAGAUGGAAAAGAAACCAUGAUACUGAACACUAUUUUUCCAGAAGAAACCUUCUGGAUCCAGUAAAUCAUCACAUCACCUCAUUCUUGGAUUGUAUUUUUCAUAAAACAAAUAUUGGAUGACAAAGCUUUUGUAUUUACAUAUUCUGUUUUUGUCAACAGAACAAUUCCUUAUUCAGGUUCUCUACAGCAAUCAGUCUUAACUGCAGAAUACUGAAUUUUACUGAUGAAGAGAGAUUCAUGUGAUUCUGUUUCAAAGCAUUUGACAGUAAAUAUAUGCAAGAGAAAAAAUGCAAAAGAAAAAAAAAGAGAGGAUGGGGGAGAUAAGGGGUCUCAAUAUUGCCCUCAGCUCAUUAGUGUGACCUUCAUUUCCAAUGGAAGCCUGAAAGCCUCUUUAUGGCCUCUUUUUUGUGUACUCAACGCAGAAACAGAAAUCCUACAUUCCUACAAAAUAAGGUUUUAAAAGCACAGUAAAAUUAAUACAGCCAAAGACAGCCUAUGUAGGUGUAGUUCGUUGCAGUUUUGUUUCUUUUGCAGAGACUCCAAGUAGUGUUUUCCCAGGGAAUGGCAAGACAAAUCUUACCUCAGGAGCAGGAAUGGCAAAUGCCACAGGUAUGUCUUGUUUUGUUUUGAUUUUAUCUUCAUCUUCUGGAAUAUUUUCUUUUGUACAUGGGUCACAGCAACUUGUCAUGUUCUGAUCUACUGUUUUGGUUUCAUUCUGUCUGUCUUCCUGGACACAGUCCAUUUCGUGAUUUGUUUGUGAGCUGUUGGAAGGUGGUUUUUCAUUCUUAGUGUAUUCUCCC